AUGCCUCAUUGCAACAAGACAGUUGUCAAUACACACCCUAUCAUGGCGGCGACACUGGCCAGCAUCGUUUCGCAUACGAACCUUCGCUCGCUCCUCAUCUUCGCUCUCUUCGCAUGCUUCGCCUUCCUCUCCAUCGAGAUUGGUUACAACUUUCGCUACACCGCCACCGACGCGCACUCGGCGUCGCUGUUGCUCCCGCGGUAUCACCAGCAGGCGGCGCAGCCGCGGCCGGGGGAGAGCGCGGAGGAGGUGCUGGGGAAACUGCGCGCGGAGAUCGAGAAGCAGCAGCUGCGCACGGCGAAGCGCCAGCUGUUCCGCGACGAGGUGCGCACGCUUAUGGACGAAAUCGCGCGGCUUAAAGCGAAUCACUCGGGGCCAAUCAAAGCCGAGGAUCUCAAAACCUUCGCUGACGUAAGCAACAACGCCGGGGGAGGAGGAGGUGGGGGAGGAGGGGAAACCAGUGGUUCUGUUUCCGAUGCUGCUGCUGCAGCAGAACUGGCGAAAUGCGAGGCGUCUUUGCAAGAGUGCAGAGAGAGCCUCGGGCAGGCUGGUGGAGCAGAAGGGACGGGAGGGGACGCCGGGGCUAACAACAGUGCUGCUGCAACCACUGGUGAUGCGGCAGCAACGGGUGCAGGGACUGGGUCUGGUGGUGCUGGGCCUGAUGUGGCGGUUGCACUGAGUGAGAACUGCAAUGACACUGUCUCCAGUGAUGAUGCUCUCCAGGCUGCCCGGAAAGCAAUUGAGGAGUGCGGCUGGGCAGCUGAGCAAGCGCGCGAGAGCGCCAUCGGUGGCGGGUACAGUAGCGGGGAGCUUUCAGCUGCCCGGAUUCGUGCCACGUCGUGCAGUGCUACAGAUGAGGAGCUGCUGAAAUACCUGAACUACUCCCCAAAGAAACCCUGUCCAGAUGACUGGUACUUUGUCCAGCACCUGAUCUUCGUCCGCAACUGCUUCUGCCUGCCACGCAGACGCUGCUUUGCCGUAGCACCCCGGGAAUAUCAGGAGCCGAGCAUUCCCUUCCCCCAGUCUGUCUUCGACCCGCGUGCCCUGCUGGAUUCGAACGUGCGGUGGGACCUGCACCGCUGCAAGUCGUACGCGUGUAUCAACUCGCGGCUGCUCGGGGAUUGCCGCGACUGCUUCAACCUUACGCUGGAGGCGAAGCGGUGGAAGAAUAACUAUCGCGGGGCGGUGACUUUAGAGGAGGUGAUGAAGCUGAAGCCGCGUGGGUCUAUUAGGAUUGGCCUGGAUGCUGGUGGGGGUACCGGCAGCUUUGCAGCGGCGCUUGCACUGUACAAUGUGACGAUUCUGACCACCGCCAUGAACACGGAGACGGUGCAAGAAGUGGAAAUGGGGUUGCCUUAUAUGGAGACGAUUGCGCAGAGAGGGCUGGUGCCUCUGCACGUGCCGCACAAGGCCCGCCAGCCGUUCUUUGACAACACCCUGGAUUUGAUUCACACGGUGAACAGUAUCAAGUACUUUUCCAUCCCCGAAUUUGAGGAGCUUCUGUUUGAGUGGGACAGGAUUCUAAGGCCUGGAGGGAUCUGGUGGUUUGAGCUGUUCUAUGCGCCGGUGUGGGAGAUGCCUCUGUACAUUGGGGUGAUUGAGCAGUUUGGGUAUGGGAAAAAGUAUUGGAAUCUGACACCAAAAACAGAUACAGCUGAGAGGGAGGGUGAGCAUGUGUAUCUGAAUUGUGUGUUGGAGAAGCGUAGCCGGAGAUAG
Closterium sp. Yama58-4 is the source of this 1716-nucleotide messenger RNA. Lineage: Eukaryota; Viridiplantae; Streptophyta; Zygnematophyceae; Desmidiales; Closteriaceae. The record is from the annotation of a GenBank genome assembly.